Messenger RNA from Arctia plantaginis, 3828 nucleotides. The record is from the annotation of a GenBank genome assembly. NCBI's taxonomy places the organism in Eukaryota, Metazoa, Arthropoda, Insecta, Lepidoptera, Erebidae.
AUGAGUUUCCUGACUUCGUUGGGUCAGUAUGUGGCGGGGAUGGCGGACAGUGUCGCCGGGUUGGCACUUUCGCCGCGUCGUGCCCCACCCUCGAGGCAUCGGUCGGCUGAGGAGUCGCAACCGCAACCGCCGCAACCUUCGACCGCCACUAUGAGAGGAUUUCCUCGAGUAGUACCAACGGAGGGCGCAUCCGCGCUGAGCGCUCGUCGACGCACAUUAGAUUGUCUUGCACCAGCACAAGCACCACGGCGAGGUGGGUCUCUACGCGUCCCCCGACAUCAACAACCUCCAGAAAAACCGACAAUGGCAUUUUGCAAGAGACGCCUGUCGUGGCCAGAAGUAGAUAAUUCCGUCAAUUCUGGAGUGCAAGAUACAGACGGUUCGUACUUCGAGAGCUUCACCGCAUUGGCUUGGCGACAAGAAAAUAGAAGGCUUGCAGCGUUGAGGCUAGCUGAAGCGAGGGCUGAACGUCCACCCCCAGCGCCACAUGACCUUGGGCUUCCCAGUGUUUCUGCUCAAUUAUCUCACAAAGAACAUGAACAUCUAUACACAGAGGUACUGUAUUGCAUAGAAAACGCAGUGGGUGCUCCUGCUCCUGAUGGUCAAUUUGCAGCGUACAAAGAGGAGGUGAUAGAGCAUGCGCGACAAGCAUUCAGAGUGUCUCAUGAAGUACAUGCACGAGCCUUACGUUCUGCUGGCAGCGAGCGUCCGCCCACAGUCGUGCUCGGCUGUACCGUGCUUGAAGCAGAUGGACUCGAAGCUAAGGACGCCAAUGGAUUCAGCGACCCAUACUGCAUGUUGGGUAUACAACCAGCAUCACUACCAGCUUCCCCGCGAGCUUCUGAAGAUGAAGGACGUAAACACGGCUUCAGACUAAGUUUCAAGCGGCGUGACGGACGUCAGCAUCGUGACUCCCUUGGACGACUACCCGCUCGUUACAUACGCGCUACUAGCGUUAGACCACACACACUCUCACCAAAGUGGAAUGAAACUUUCAAAUUUGACAUCGAUGACAUAUCUUCGGAUGUCCUGCAUCUGGAUAUUUGGGACCAUGAUGACGAGAGCUCAGUGCUUGAUGCUGUAUCACGUCUUAAUGAAGUACGAGGAGUGCGAGGCCUCGGACGCUUCUUUAAACAAGUUUGUCAAAGCGCCCGACAGGGAAGCCAGGACGACUUUCUUGGUUGUGUAAAUAUUCCACUACGUGAAAUUCCUUCGACUGGCGUGGAGGCGUGGUACAAGCUGGAAGCCCGAUCUCAACGUUCGUCGGUACAGGGACGCAUUCGCCUCAGGCUAUGGCUAUCGGCCAGAGAAGCGGGCCGCCAUGACGAUGACAAUUGGCAACAGGUUCGCCAACACGAACGUUUAUUUGGGGUGCUAUUGGCACACGAAGUUGAGACUGCGGGAAUUGCGGCUUCAAAUGCUGAAGGCGAGAGCAGCUCAUUAUUUGAAGGUGAACUAUGUGGCGCUGCCCAAACGUUACUCCACCAGCACGCAAUACAGGGCGACUUAAGCGCUUUACAAGCAGCCAUCGCGCGAUUUGCCGCUGCCUGCAGGCUGAAUGGCGAUGCACCACUUGAUCCAAAAUAUAUGUAUAAACUGCUGACGGAGCUGGAACGAGCUUGGUGUGCAUGUGAAGCGAUAUCGGGCAGCGGUAGCGGUGACUCUGGUUCCGGGGCAUCACGGGACGAGGAAAGGUGGCUCGCCGACUGCUUCUGCGAGUUCGUGGAACGGGCUUUACAUCAAUUACGACUGCAUAGGGAUCUAUACCCUGUACUUCACCAAUACAGUCUGAACAAGUUAGAGUAUCUACUACGAUGCCUAAAUCAUCUAUCGCAAAUGAAGGCUUUCUGGCGCUGCUGCCCUUUCAACAAAGAAAUCAGGCAAGUGAGUGACAUAGUCAGCUCACUUCGGAAAGGCACCGCGGAAUGGUAUGAAGCAUUGUGCGCACAGGACACAGAGUCAGAGCGUGGUGAGGACCUGGUCAACCUAAUCACUCUUGUACAAAUUGAUUUGCAACAGGGUCUAACAUACUACCACCCUUUGUUUGAAACCACGAACAAUGUUCAUUACUUCAGCGUUGUUUUCACGCAAAUAGACAAAAUGGUAUCGGAAGAUGUCAGGCAAUGCAUGCAGCAUUGGCUUAUAGAAGGAUGGUGUGGCGUCGUUGAAGAAAAUAUAUUCGAUGAACAAUUAAACCCGAUUUGCGUGAUGACAACUGCGAAGACUCUGCCAUUCGAAGUGUUAUCUGCAGUACGGGAGCUAUGCGCAGCUGCAGCACUGGCACCGCAACCUCAUCCUCAUUCGCACGCGCCUCAUGUCCCUCAUGACCCACCACCACAACUGCUCGAUGCUUAUCAGUGGUUCGAACCGUUGAUCGAUCGGUGGCUCGCCGUCACCAAGACUAUGGCGCUUCAAAGAGUGCGCGCUGCCGUUGAACUAGAUUUAUUAAGUAACAAAUUAUUUGCAGACCGUCCUGUGGAGGGAGAACAUCUUGUAAAACAUAGCACCUCAUCCGUAGAUACCGCUGCAUGCUUGUAUCACAUGCGCUUGGUAUGGCGUGCUAUUGGGGGUGCAGAAGAAGGUACUGCAGGCGGAGGCCUCCGCUUGCUUGAAGCUGCAUGUGCGACCGCGCUUCACUAUGCCGAUCUUGUGCAUGGUGCACUUGCUGAUCAGGGAUACUAUGAUAACCACGGUCAAAAUAAAACAACUGAAGAAAUUUGCACAAUCGUGAAUAAUCUGGAAUACGUCCGGCGCUCACUUGGCGAGUAUGACGACGAUCACAUUGCAAACGAUGAAAAUGCGCGCCAACUAGUACGGGGUGCGCUUGGCACUUUGGACGCGCGUUCUAGCCGCGCGGCCUCACCUCUUGCAGCUCGCGCAAGACCUCCUCUAAGGAAAGCCGUUUUUCAUCUUGCUUGGUCACCUGACACUCUGCCUACGCCACAGGCUAUAACUCCACUACUCGAGUUUCUCGACCAGCACCUUUCAUCACUAAAUACGUGGUUACUCCCGCGUGCCUUUUCUCGUGCUUUGGCCGGUUGCUGGAGCGGUGUACUUAAGGAGAUGUCCGCACAAGCAGACGCUGGUGGGGCUGAGCGUCCGAGAGUCUAUCACCAUAGGCUCAGAGAAGCAUUGGAUUUACUCGCUGACUUUUUCCACGCCGAAGGAAAAGGUCUCCCUAUGUCGGAGGUGCACAAUGCGGAGUGGUCGAGAGUAGAACAAAGGAUGGAAUAUCACCAGGCGCCCACUGAGAAAUUAUUAGAGCUGUGGUUAGCUGAUAGACUCACUGAGCAAUCCCGUACACCGCUGCCUUCUCCUUAUGGAUCAAUACUGGUCCGGGUUUACUUCAAUCACGACUCACUGUGCGUCGAAGUGUUGUCGGCGCGUGACGUGAUUCCACUAGAUCCUAAUGGCCUGAGCGAUCCAUUUGUUGUUCUGGAAUUACUGCCCAAGCGACUGUUCCCUAAAGCUCACGAACAAAGCACUAAUGUACAGAAGAAAACACUGAACCCAGUGUGGGAUGAAUGCUUCGAGUUUGCCGUGUCUUUGGACGCGUGUCGCUGCAGUGGUGCGGCGCUGGCUCUGUCCGUGUGGGACCGCGACGUGCUGACCGCAGACGACUUCGCGGGUGAAGCUUUUGUAGGACUGGCGCGCGUGCCGGGCGUCAACAGCCACGCGCCGCCCGACCCGCUGCGCCCGCUCGAACUGCCCCUGAUGCAGUUGCAUGAUCGCGGUCACCCGAUUCUACAAAUACUGGAGUCACGCACUACUGAUAAACUGGCUAAUGACUUCGUCAAGAAACAAAAGUUAAGAUUUGCUGAUCAGUAA